Molecule: messenger RNA, 1593 nt
Organism: Aspergillus lentulus
Lineage: Eukaryota; Fungi; Ascomycota; Eurotiomycetes; Eurotiales; Aspergillaceae
Product: putative autophagy protein (Atg22)
Source: RefSeq, a predicted model, not a curated record
AUGUCCUCUUUAGCGUUGGACGACGUGGAAGCAUCUGCAACCUGCGAUGCAGAAUUCAAGCAGCAAGCGACAUCUCACGCAGUUGAUAAUAAGGAGUCUGAAGAGCUCGUAGCGCCUGAUGUAUUUGACGAAAGAUAUCGCACGACGAAAUGGGAGAUCUGGGCCUACUAUGCCUACUACAUUGGGAAUAACGGGCUCUCGCUAUUCAACUUCGCUCCCACAGCCUUCCAGAACCUCCUCUACCAAGCCGCAGGCGACCAGGGAACCCUCCUCUUCGCAGGCCGCCAACGCUCGAUCAACAGUAUCGUCCUCCUGAGCAACGGCAUCUCCUUCGCCAUCCAGGUCGUCGUCUUCCUGGUGAUAGGCAGCUUCGCUGACUUCGGGACCUGGCGGCCUAACAUCCUGAUCGUCUUGUCAGUUAUCGCCUACGCCAUCGGCUUCGGCUGGUUGGGUGUCCACACGCAGGAGAAAUGGCACAUCGCGGUGGGAUUGUACAUUGUAGGACUGAUCGCGUAUCAGACGACGCUGACGUUCUGGACGGCUGCGUUUCCGGGUCUGGCGCGGAAUACGGCCGAGAUGAAGGAUCGCGCAGAUGCGUAUGCAGCGGGUAGGAUCUCGCGGACGGAGUACGACGAUGCGGACACGAUGGCGCGCAGCAAGCUGGCCAAUGUAGCGUUCUACGUGCAGUCUGUGGCGGAGAUUGUGAUCCUCGCUAUCAUCGUGGGGAUCAUGUUUGGGCUGAGGGUGGAUGAGAGCCAGGCGAAUAAUAACUGGGGGCUGAGCGUGCUGAUUGCGUUCGCCUCCGGGGUGUGGCUGCUCGUCUCGCUGCCGUGGUUUGUUCUUGAGAAACGACGGCCGGGGCAGGACCCCGGACGGAACAUUAUCGUUGCGGGAUUGAAGCAGCUAUACCAUGCCGGAAGGGAGGUGUGGAAACUCAAGCAGAGUCUGCUGUACCUGAUAGGAUAUUUCCUCCUCGGCGACUCCCUCAACACAACAGUCACAGUGAUUGGGACAUUGCAGAAUAGCAUCGUCGCAUACAACACACUGGAACUGACCUAUCUCCUGAUCGUAGGCAUAGCAGCACAGGCACUUGGCAUUUACGCCUUUUGGUUCAUCCAGCGGCGCUACAACCUCGGUACGAAGACCAUGUUCAACGCUAUCGCAGUGGGAAUCAUCCUGCUUGACGGAUGGGGGAUGAUCGGCAUCUGGACGCAGCGGUUCGGGUUUCACCAUGCUUGGGAGAUCUGGCUCUACCAAGCCUUCUACGGCCUUUUCGUCUGCCCUUGGUACAGCUACUCCCAGAUCAUGAUCUCGGAGGUCACGCCGCGCGGCCACGAGUUCCUAUUCUUCAGUUUGUUCAGCAUCAUCGGCAAGACGUCCUCGUUCAUUGGGCCGCUGGUCUCCAGUGCGAUUAUCGAUGCCUCGCCGUCGGGGAACGUGUCGACGCCGUUUUAUUUCCUGUUUGCUUUGAGUGUGGUGAGUUUUGUGAUUUUGGUGCUUGGGGUUGAUCUGGAGAAGAGUCGGAAGGAGCAGGAGGUUUUCCUGAGAGAGAAGGGUAGGAUGCUUGCUUCAGAGAGUUCAGUCCACAUAUGA